This is a messenger RNA of Geodia barretti, 603 nucleotides long. NCBI's taxonomy places the organism in Eukaryota, Metazoa, Porifera, Demospongiae, Tetractinellida, Geodiidae. The record is from the annotation of a GenBank genome assembly.
UUGCAGAGAGGCUUUGAGUUCUACCGCUCCGUAUUCGGCGGCGAGUUCGCCAUCUUGGAAACGUUCCGCAACGGCCCGCCGGAUAUGAGCAUACCGGAAGAUGAGAUGGACAAUAUUAUGCAUGUUUCCUUCCCAAUCGGCGACAGCGUCCUGAUGGGAAGCGACACUCCAUCAAUCUUUGAAGGGUCACAUGUCGUUGGCACCAACAUUUCCAUCAGUGUCAGCCCCGAGAGCAAGGAUGAAGCCAACAGACUAUUCGGGAGCCUGUCCGAGGGUGGUUCAGUAGCCAUGCCCAUGGCAGACAUGUUUUGGGGUCUACUCGAUGUGCAAUUGCACGACAGUUCGGCAUCAACUGGCAGAUUAACUACGAGCAAGCGCCCGAGGCAUCACGGCAGAGAGGGCAGCUUUCACGCCCUGCGCUGCCGCGAGUACGGUGCGAAUCUGGUAGCGGGCGUGACACCGGGGCGCGGCGGGCAGAUAUUCGACGGCGACGUGCCUGUCUUCAACACCGUCAGGCAGGCCGUCGACGAGACGCAGGCGAAACUGCGCUCUCAUAUUCGUGCCGCCGCCCUUCGCCGCGGACGCAAUCGUCGAGUCGGUUGA